Messenger RNA from Pararge aegeria (speckled wood butterfly), 4819 nucleotides. It is a transcript of the gene fra, whose product is annotated as neogenin-like. The coding region runs from base 66 to 4814 and encodes 1582 amino acids. Gene Ontology annotation, biological process: cell-cell adhesion. The transcript has 31 exons. Lineage: Eukaryota; Metazoa; Arthropoda; Insecta; Lepidoptera; Nymphalidae. The record is from RefSeq and is a predicted model, not a curated record. Gene Ontology annotation, molecular function: protein binding. Gene Ontology annotation, cellular component: membrane.
UGUGUGAAAAUGUGAUUAUGAUGAAUUAAAACCUUAAGGGAAGUGUCAUUUUAGUGUGUUUCAAUAUGUGUCGGACAGAAAUGUGUCGUUUUGGCGUUGGAAACUGGAUUUUCUUGCUCGUUUCUGUACAUUUGUUUACGUGCACCCAAGGUGGCGAGGAUGCAGCAGACGCCAUGUUCGCGCUAUCUGCAGAGCCCCCCGAUUUGGCACUGGCUGCGGGCGACAGCGCCACGCUGCCUUGCGGCGCACCCUCCCCGGCUCGCCUCUCGUGGCGGUACAGCGCCAGUGCGCCGCCUACAAGAGACCACGCACUUCCCAGAGCAGACACCUAUAGAAAGCAGCUAUCAAACGGGUCGCUACUUAUAGAGAACAUGUCGGCAGCGCUGGCCGGGCAGUACCAGUGUGUGGCAACCGUAGACGGUGUGGGCACUGUAGUAUCCAGGGUGGCUACCCUCUUCUUAGCAGAAGUACCAGAGCUAGGAGAGGCUCCGCGCGUCAUAAUGGGCGUGUUGGGGUCACCGGCGCUUCUUUCCUGUCCUAUUCGUCUGCCAGCGAGGUUGGCAGUGCGGGUGAUACCAUCACCUUCUUCUCCCCUGCAGCCCGAGAGACGGGUGUACGGCGCCGCAAGGAUACACGCACCUCCGCCGGUGUUGAAACUCAACGUGACAUGGCUCAAGAACGGCUCGCCGGUGCGAAUGGAGGCCGCGCGGUUGGCUCUGACGCCGGGUGGUGCGCUGGAAUUGGAUCCCCUGCGCGCACACGACGCGGCCGCCUACCGCUGCAGUGUGACAUUAGCGCACUCGCACCGAAAGCCCUCCUUGGGCCCCGAGACAGAGUUGCGCGUCAACAGCGACCUCGCAAACCUGGAGUCUGCGCCGCGGUUCAUCACCACGCCGCAGCCCGUCACCGUCAUGGAAGGUGCAUCCGUAACUUUCGACUGCGCCGCGCUGGGCAACCCGAAACCAGAGAUGGUGUGGCUCAACAACGGCGUGGCCAUCGACCUCAACGAUCUGGAUUCCCGUUUCUACCUGGUGGGUUCGGGAUCGCUUCGCGUUCAGGCGGCGCGCGCACUUGACGCCGGGACCUACACGUGCCGUGCCACCAACCGACUAGACUCCGCUGACCAUUCCACCCAGCUACAUGUGAUGACAUCUCCGCGCGUCACGCUCCGCGAGGGCCGCGUGGUGCGCGCGCGCACUCGUGGUGACGUCACGCUGCGCUGCGAGGCGCGCGGGCGGCCCGUACCAGCCGUCACGUGGCUGAAGAACGGAGAGCCGCUCACGCCCAAUGAGCAUGACAUCGCACUGGUAGACGGGUCGUCGCUGCGCAUCCGAGGAGUGUUAGCCGCAGACGCGGGCGUGUUUCAGUGCAGCGCCGCAUCCGCCGCCGGCAGCGCCACCGCCGCACUCCGUUUGCUUGUCUCCCCGCACGAUAUAAAGUCUCCAAAAACUCCUAAAAACUCUACCCAAGACAUUUUCAACUCCCUUAUAUCCGGCGUAGUAGACCAAACCCUAGACCCAACUCCAGAGGACCUAGACUUUUUAGGCGAAACCUCAUCUGCGUACACUUCGGAACCUUUAUACGACGAAUAUAGCACUUUAGAUAGCUAUAACGAUAGCUAUAACAGUGAUUACAAUGACUUUCAUGCUGCUCAAGAUUUGGAUUUGGAUCUCAAAAAGGCUAAUGCGACUAUAGUCUCUGCGCCGAAAGACUUACGAGCGGUGAUUGUGAAGCAUCGAUUCGUGACCUUGAGUUGGCAGGAACCGGAAAUAAAGCAAGAGGAGGUCACAGGAUACGCGAUAUUGUAUAAAGUGAAGGGGAGUGAAAGAGAGCGCAUGUCCCGCGGUGAAAGCACGCGGCACGAGAUGAACGUGGCGUCUUUGCAGCCCAACACCACCUACCACUUUAAAGCGGUGGCCAUCACUCAUCAUGCCAUUUCUCCGCCCACGCAGGUAGUGGAGGUCACGACUCCAGAGGAGGAGUUGACUUACGGGCCUCCGCAAAACGUGGUGGUGGAGGCCGCAGGCCCCCACGCAUUGCGGGUCUCGUGGAUAGCGCCCGAGCCCGCCCCUCCGGAGUCGUCGCCACCACCGCCUACCAGAUACGCCAUCUACUACACUGAGGUGGAGUCGGGUCGCGAGCAGUCCCAGUGGGCGGAAGGAUCUCCCAGCACUGUGGGCGGGCUGCGUGCGGCCACCGCCUAUCGCGUACGCGUGAGUGCGGCUGGCGGUGCGGCCUCACCCGACGUCGCAGCGCGCACGCCCGCAGACGCGCCCGCUGCGCCGCCAGCCAACGUAUCCGCCACGCCCACCAGCGACACGUCCAUCCUGGUCCGCUGGGAGGCUCCCCCGGCGCGCACUCAUCGCGGGCCGCUCACAGGGUACAAGGUGCGCUAUCGCGUGGUGGCGGGCACCACUCGCCGCCGCGCGGACUCACUGACCACGCCCGCAGACACGCGGCGCGCUGAGUUACGGGGUCUGGAGCCCGCGCAGACCUAUCAGAUAAGAGUAUGCGCCAUCAAUGCAAACGGCUCAGGUCCCUUCAGUGAGUGGGUUUCGGCCAGCACGCAGGGACGAAGCCGCGCCGAGGCCGCCGUGCCCGACCCGCCACCGCCGCUUACUACGCGCGCCGGCCGCGACUGGAUCUCGGUGUGGUGGGGGCAGGGGGACAGCGGCGGGGACGGCGGGGGGGCGCUGGUACGGGGCCACUGGCUCGGCUGGGGACUCGGCGUGCCGGACGAGCACUCGCGGGAGCUGCCCGCGCACGCACACUCGCACGUCAUACGGGGACUCGAAUCAAAUUCGGAAUACGUGAUAUCGCUCCGCGCCAGCAACGCGCUCGGGCUGGGCCCGGCCGUAUACGCUACGGUUCGGACCAAGCCCAGCGAACCGGAUGACGGCGAACCGGACGAGCCAGAUGAGCCGGACGCGGAUGAGGUGGACGAGCGCGACGACGAGGAUGACACGCCGCCGCUCAUACCGCCCGUGGGACUUAAGGUCAUAAUGCUCAGCGGCUCAACAGCUGUGGUGUACUGGACAGACCCCACUUUGGCCAAAGGCCAGACCGCCACCGACGGACGGCGCUACGAGGUGCGCUCUACUGGCGCAGGCCGUACUCGCGUGUAUAACGCCUCCGACCUCAACUGUAUGAUUGACGACCUGCGGCCCUUCACGAAGUACGAGUUUGCCGUCAAGCUCAUCAAAGGCGGGCGCGAGUCUGCGUGGUCCAUGCUCGCGAGCAACACGUCAUUGGAGGCGGCGCCGGGCGGACCGCCACGUGACCUCCGCGUGUCGCCCGCCGCACCACCCGCACGCGCCGCUGACCUGUCCUGGAGCCCGCCGCAGAGACCCAACGGCGUCAUCACCGGCUACGUGAUCAUGUACGCCGCGCAGCGCACGGGCUCGGCGGCUGGUGCGGCGGAGGAGUGGACGGCGUUGACCGUGGUGGGCGACCGUACGCGCACGCGCCUCGACCGCCUGCGCGCGCGUACCACUUACAGCUUCAAGAUACAAGCGCGCAACGGCAAGGGUCUGGGCCCCUUCAGCGCUACUGUUGCCUACACAACCGGAGUGGAAGGCGGGGAGGGCGGCGGUUUGGCGAGCGCGACCUCGGCAUGGCUGUGGGCCAGCGCAGGUGGUGCGUGCGCGGUACUAGCGCUAGCAGCGGCGCUGGCGCUGUCGCUUUGCUGCAGGAGGAACUCGCCGCCCAUGUCGCCGGACACCAGCACGUACCAGAAAGCGUCCGCGUCGGCCGCCAUCAAGCCGCCCGAUCUGUGGAUCCACCACGACCAGAUGGAGCUUAAGCACAUGGACAAGAGCCUUCAUAGCUCCGCCAGUAAGAUAUCGGCGGGCAGCGUGGAAGGGAGCGGCCUAGUGUCGUCGACGCUGACUCUGGCGCGCGCUCCGCCCCCAGCGCCCAUGUCACACGCGCCGCAGGCAGACUACGAGCCCGCCCGCCACGCACCACCCUCCUUAGCCAGCCUCGACCGCCGAUACGUGCCUACAUACGUAGAGUCACGCUCCCCCUCGGUGGCCGGCAGCGGCAGCGACGACACGUGCGUGCUGCGUGCGUCGCCCGCAUGCCGCCGCUGCGACUGUCGCUCUAUGACAGGCGUCGGCGUGGGCGUGGGGCUGGGCGUGGGCUGCACGGGCACGUGCGAGCGGCGGAGACACAUGCCCGACCAGAGCACGCCGCUGUUGGCAGGGGUAGCGCCGCUGGGAUCUCCGCAGUCUUCGCUGGCAUCCCUGCACCCGCCGCCCGCGCCCUGCGGGUCGGGGCUUUGUCCGCUGGGCGCGGCUUGCUCGGCGCCGGGUGCUCCGCCCACCAGCGUCGGCUCAGCGUCCGAUGUUUACGCCAGCGCAUCAAGCGCGCGCGAACGCGGCCACUACGUCGCCUACGAGCCGCUGGGCCACUACACUCACCGAGAGUCUUUAAGCGCCGAUGGGGAGCGCGUGUGCGGUCCAGGAGGGCUGCCGGGCGGCGUCUCGGCGGGGGGCUCUCUGUCUCGGCGAGGAGGGUGCGGCGGGGGUCUCCACAGCUUCGCGCUGCCUGACACUGCGUCCGACCACUCCACACCCUCACAUUCCAAGGCGGGGAGCGUGCGCGAGACAUCGCCCUAUAAGAAGAGUGCCAGCUCGUCGCCCGGCCACCUGCCCAAUCGUCUGCAGCUGGGCAGCGUGGUGUCGCACUGCUCGGAGGAACUAGAGCCGUUGACGCCGUCGCGUUCCACCGAGCGUCUGCACCGCGAGAUGCAGAACCUGGAGGGGUUGAUGAAGGAUCUGUCCGCCAUCACACAGAACCAGUUUCAUUGCUAGCACGC